Molecule: messenger RNA, 424 nt
Organism: Paramuricea clavata
Lineage: Eukaryota; Metazoa; Cnidaria; Anthozoa; Malacalcyonacea; Plexauridae
Source: the annotation of a GenBank genome assembly
AUGGCAGCUAUAGACAAGCGUGAAGGAGCUUGCGGUACAAAAAGUAAGAAACAGUUGGGGAAAUAUUGCGUUGCUGGUCGACCUGGUAAUAUCAGUUGUAAGAAUAACUCCACCGUCCAAGGAAUAUCCAUGCAUGGAUUCCCUAAGACUGAAGGAACUCUGCGAAAUUUGUGGAUAAAGUUUGUCCAACGACAUCGACCUAACUGGCAGCCAUCGCCAUAUUCGGCAUUAUGCUCGGCUCAUUUUGAGGUGCAUUUCUACCUCCAGCGUCCAGACGUCACUGUUAACCAGUUAGACACAGACAACUCCUUUCAAACAAAGAAAAUGUUGGACAGAAAGAUAGCCUAUCCUACGAUUGAUACUGUUCAGCCUGAGCGAGAAGUGCAUAAUAUUUCUGAUCGUGAGCAUAGAAAUACGGUGGCCG